Caenorhabditis remanei is the source of this 990-nucleotide messenger RNA. RefSeq lists its product as uncharacterized. NCBI's taxonomy places the organism in Eukaryota, Metazoa, Nematoda, Chromadorea, Rhabditida, Rhabditidae. Gene Ontology annotation, molecular function: lipase activity. The transcript has 8 exons. Gene Ontology annotation, biological process: lipid catabolic process. Bases 1 to 990 code for a protein of 329 amino acids. The record is from RefSeq and is a predicted model, not a curated record.
AUGCUCUUCUCUUCGUCGAUAUUACUGUUGAUAUCGACAGUUCUCUGUCAAGAUAUUCCACAAUACGGGCCAAUUAGUGCUAAUUUUGACUCAUGGCUUGAUAGGAAUGGAUACGGAAAGUACGAUUUCUCGAGAUUGGAUCUAGGAGCUGCUGGAAGUUUUGGAGGAAUGUCAAGUGAGAUGCAAUACUUUGACACUUCAAAAGACCCGGUAAUCUUCUUCCAUGGAAAUUCGGACGCCGCCCUCACUGCGAACAACUUUUCGACCGGAUGGACUACGACUGUUCAGUAUUUCCUGAAUCAAGGAUACACUCUCGGUCAUCUCUACGGAACAUCCUGGGGAGAUACCAACACAACUGCAGCUGUCGAACGGGACCACGACUGUGUGACUGUGUUUAGAUUGAGAAAGUUCGUCGAGGCAGUCAUGGACUACACUGGAGCCAAGCAAAUUAAUAUUAUCUCGCAUUCAAUGGGAGUUACUCUCGCAAGAAAAGUGAUUCUCGGAGGAUACAUUAAUGCUGAUGACGGAUCAUGCAACAUCGGAAAACCAUUGGGAACGAAAGUCCGUGCUAUUUUGGGAAUUGCUGGUGCCAACUUCGGAUUGUGUGCAUGUGUUGGACACUGGCUUGGAGUCACUUGGCCAACUUGCAAUGAUGAUAAUGGAUUGUGGCCAGGAGAGACAUGUUAUCCAAAUCGAAUGGACGGUAUGUGUGCUCAGUCUCCACUUCCAUCCCCAUGCAAUGGAUUGACAUAUUCCAAGUUCCUGAUGGAUAUCAACAACUCUCGAUUCAAACCAGCUCAGCACAUUUUCAGCAUGUGGAGUAUGGGCGACGAUUUGCUUGGUGAUGGAAAUAUGGUGUGGGGACGUCCAACAAGUGAGAUUCCAUUGUCAGAUGGAAACAAAAUCUACAAGAACUACACUCACAUGGAGACCAAAUUGAACACGGCUGCCGAUCAAUUCCACAUCAUCACUCAAUUGAGUAUCCCUUGA